UUAGUCUUCCAGAGAGUCUUAAGCUUAUCAGGACGAUGUGUUAGGUAACAAAGUGCGUAGGAGUGAACUAUUAUGGGAUGCAGCUUAUUAUUGAAAAUACUGAUGUAUAGAACAAGAGAAAUGGAGCGGUAGGAAAAUUCAUAAGUGUACAGAGUAGACUGUGAAAGAUGUCGGAGGAAUAAAUGGAGCCCAUGUGCAGUAAAUAUGGAAGAAGAGGAUGGAACAGAACCAGAAUGCUGCCUUUACAUAGUAAAGGAUGGACCAACCAGGAUCCUAGCGAUGCAGCACAACAAGAAGCAAAACACAGGGAAGCAGAAAUGAGAAACAGUAUCUUGGCCCAAGUUCUGGAUCAGUCAGCCCGGGCCAGGUUAAGUAAUUUAGCUCUUGUAAAGCCUGAAAAAACUAAAGCAGUAGAAAAUUAUCUUAUACAGUUGGCAAGAUAUGGACAACUCAACGGGAAGGUAUCAGAACAAGGCUUAAUAGAAAUCCUUGAAAAAGUAAGCCAACAAACAGAAAAGAAAACAACAGUUAAAUUCAACAGAAGAAAAGUAAUGGACUCUGAUGAAGAUGAUGAUUAUUGAGCUAAAAUGUUUAUAGAGACUGGACCUUAAUAAAACAAUUCUAGUACAGAAGUUAAGAUCUGAUUAAUUGUUUACUUUGUUUAUUGUCUAUAUGCCUUUAAAAAAUAAACUUGUUAUUCAAA
This is a messenger RNA of Ictidomys tridecemlineatus (thirteen-lined ground squirrel), 703 nucleotides long. NCBI's taxonomy places the organism in Eukaryota, Metazoa, Chordata, Mammalia, Rodentia, Sciuridae. The record is from RefSeq and is a predicted model, not a curated record.